Messenger RNA from Danio rerio (zebrafish), 4014 nucleotides. The record is from RefSeq and is a predicted model, not a curated record. Lineage: Eukaryota; Metazoa; Chordata; Actinopteri; Cypriniformes; Danionidae.
UUUAUUUCCUUUUCUUUCCUAUUUCCUAUUCCCUUUUCUUUCUCAUCCCCUUUUCUUUCAUAUUUAAACACCAAAACAUAAGACAACAGACAUUUCUGAGAGCCUUUUUGCAUCAGACGGUGUAGUUGCCCUAGUGAUAACAUUGUACGGGCAGAAGUCAUGCCCUAAAGACGGGAUAGUCACAAACAAAAUCUUUCUCACUCACACUCUCUCUCUCUUUCUCUCCUUCAGGACCAUGGACAGCUCUAAGCAAGCAACACGAUUGGUUGAGAGACACAAGGGUCGCAGAAAAAGAAAGAGAGAGAAGAGAGAGAGAUGAUCACCAGGGGAUGAAGUGAGUAAGCAGUGAGGGUUGGAGAGAGCUGGAGGGAAGGAGAUCAGAACGCAAAGAAGAAGGUAGAGAGAGAGAGAGAGAGAGGGAGAAAGAGGGAGAAGAAAAGACAGAUGCUAUAGCUAUAGUCAGCUUACUGACGCCCGAGCUGGGUUCAUCGCUACGUGUGAGAGUGACGCGCACGGGGGUGUGUGUGUGUGUGACGGCAGCCGCAACAGCAGCAGGGGAGGACGGAUCAAAGAGAUUGUAGGACACGAUGCAUUUAGCAGCCUAACAUCUACGCACACUCACCGCAGCCGGCUAAACGAGAACACGCUCAUACUACGCGCAUCCGCACGCAGCCCACCCCACACACACACACACACCACGCGUGUGUGGGGACAGCGCAGAUGAGGCAACCACCAAAGGGAGCUGUGGAUCUUGCCAGAAGCCUUUGGUAGGGGAGGGGACACCCGUGGUGGCUGUAGCCCCAGCAGGAGAGGUCGUAGGUGGAGAAGGGGUUGAACACUAACAACCGCCGUCGGGUUUUCUUCAGAGCUCUGGAAAAGUCAAAGAUGGACACGUCCUUCAUCCUUCUCUUUCUCCAGCCAGUGUGUGCUUGCUCCGAGCUGCGUCGCCGGGCUUGUCUGUCAGCCGUGGGGGGAUUCGAGAACGUGCGGUGUUGAGAAACGCACACACCGAACACACCUGGAGAUCAGCUGUUCCAGGAGAACAGAUCCGCUGAUACCGCAGUCUCUGCUGUGCUGAAGGAUGGAUUCAGGGGAAGACGAGUGCACACGCUUCCUGCACUAUGUAGAGGACAGCGGUCUGAGGGCGUAUGAUGAGCUGGUCAUCCAGAACGCCUCCGACAUCGCCCGAGAGAGCGACCGCGUCCGCAAUCACACACACUGGACUUACCUACAGGAGAAAAACCAGAAGAAGAGACGGCAAGAGGAAGCCAUUAAGAGGAUUGGUGAGGACGUGGCCCGUGUGACAGAGGGAGGAGGAUAUGCAGGUAAACACUUCCGCAUGGGUUUCAUGACUAUGCCGGCGCCUCAGGACCGCGUUCCUCCUCCCUGCGGCCCGGGCUUCACUGUCCGCUCACAGUCUUUGCACUCAGUGGGAGGAGGAGAAGAGGAGGGCAGUCCCACCUCACGAAAACAACCUCCACCCAAACCCAGACGAGACCCCAACACCAAACUCAGCACCUCCUCAGAGACCGUCAAUGCCGGCCUCAGCACCGGCAAAAGUGCCAAGGACAGUGAGAAAUUUGACGCAUCCAAAUCCCGCCCCUGCAGUGAGGAGUACCGACGCAUGCCUCCACCCAAACCCAAGCGCAACCCCAACACCCAGCUCAGCACAUCUUUUGAUGAGUCUUACAUUCAACACCACAGCAGCAAAGGUAAAUCUGCCUCUCUGCCGCGAGUGAGCAAAAAGAAGUCGGCAUCUCAGAAUCAAAGCCCCGCCCCUGACACUGACGAUGAGGUGGAGCCUGUUUAUAUAGAGAUGGUGGGGAACAUCCUACGAGACUUCAGUCGGAUUGCUGGAGCAAAUGGAGACGAAGAGGACGACCAAGGGGAAAGUGUGUAUGAGGAGAUGAAAUACCCUGCCUAUGAUGACCUACCUUCAUCUUUAGACCAUGGACAGUCACGAUGGGAGCAGUGUCCCACACCUGGGGUGCCAGAAGUAGAACUUACUCGACCUACCACGCCACGUGGUUCACUCUGUGAUAUUCCAGCCCCGUUCCCAAAUCUGCUUUCCCAUCGUCCACCUCUACUUGUAUUCCCACCUGCGCCAGCCCAAUGUUCCCCUAAUUCUGACGAAUCUCCUCUUACUCCAUUGGAUGUCACCAAACUGCCCAUGUUUGAUAACGUGGGAAUUGUGAAACCCGGUGCAUCCCCAACUGGCACUGAACCACAGCCAGAAGCCCAGCAGCAGGUGUCUGGUAAACACCACCACCACCACCACCAUCAUCACCAUAAGAAGUCAGCCGAGACUAAGGAACAACAAACGAUUACAGCAUCGGGACGGUCGUCUGCUCCACCUCUAACAUCUGCGCUGUAUAAAAGCGGUGGGUCUUCCGCAGCGCACGGUUAUCCGCGGAGCCACUCUGCUUGUCCGUCACCUGUCAGUAUGGGUCGUGCUUUAACGCCACUCACCCUGAAGCGUCCCCCGCCGUACGACGCUCUCAUGACCGGGACGAUUCCUCGCAGCGCAUCUGGAGUUCCUCACGGAUCCCGUGAAAGCGGGCGGCUGUCAAAUUCUUCAAGUGUGCACGGGGGCUCCAUGCAAAAUGUCUCCACUGCUUCGGGUUCAAGCUCAGGGUCAGGAGGUCGAGGAUGUCGUACGCCAACCAGUCCUUUGGAUGAGCUCAGCAACUUGUUCUCUUCGGGACGUAGCAUGUUGAAGAAAGGCUCUGGAAGCCGCAAGAGCAAAGAAUCAGCAGAUGGAGAAAGUAAAGGUAGAAGUGACAGUAGGGACAGAGCCCUUCGCAGCUCUUCUCCGAAAUCCCAGGAUUGGGAAACGCCCACAGGACAAUCAUCCACGCCCACAGCCACGCCCAGUCGCUUUGGCCGCUCCUCCAUUAGCCCGACCACCAUGCUCGGAGAACCAAAAGCCGGUUGUAAACUCGGUCGCUCUGCGUCCACAUCAGGAGUCCCGUCUCCAGUGGGAACACCCCAAAGACACGCACCAGACGCCUCGGCCCCUCCGUGCGGGACGCCGUUCCAGAUGCCCCCAAUGCCCUGGGCAUGUGGGGACAGCACCAUGAUGGAGAUGAUCGAGAAGAAACGCCACCUGUGCAAGGAGAUCAAAUCCAGACAGAGGUGUCCAGACAAAGCCCUGUGCAAGCAGGAGAGCAUGCCCAUCCUGCCCAGCUGGAAAAAGACCAACGGGAGCAAGAAAUACGGGCCUCCUCCGUACUCCACCCAAACCACUGUCUUCUGGGACACUGCUAUAUAAAGAGUGACCAGCAAACUACAGCCAUGGAGAUACUACACGAACUGAAACGGGGUGGAGGGGGAGUCCAAAUACUGAUCGACAGCUAGCAGGACUGCACAGUAAAGGGUUGCUGUUUAUAUUUGAUAUUUUUAUAUGGGAGAUAACUGUCUUAAUAUUAAAUAUGAUUAGCGUUUUUUUAAAGAAGAACUCUCUGAAUGAGAUCUAAGAAAGAAAAUAGAACACUUUUACCCAUGAGAUGAUAUUUGUCCUCUUUGAAAUGGUAUUUCUAUUUAUUUUCUAUCCUUUUUUGGGGGGGAGGGGGGUGUUUCUAUAUUUGGCACUCAUCCGUGUGUCUGGGGAAAUAAUCUAUAAUAAUGUGUGGUGAAAUACGUGCAGUAAUUCCAUUGAGAAAACACCGUUGUUUUUGAUGCCUAUGCAUUUUGGUUAAACGGCAUGGAUGUCGCUUUUUUUGUUCAUUGUCUAUUUUUUUUUCAUAUGGAGAGUUUAUUUGGAAAUAAUAUAUUUUUUGGUGUCCGUAUUUUAAAUGUAAGUUGUCAGGCUGUCGUUCCUAUGAAUUCUGGGUUGGACUUGAAGGCGAUCGGCCUGGAUUGUGAGAUAUUAGGUGGGUUUGAUUAUUGGAUCGGGUUAUGAGACUGCUGGCUUAUUGGAGUAGGGAUCAAGAGAUGUGUCCUAAAUUGCAUACUUAUGCACUAUUCUAGGCCAUUUUGUAGUAUAAAUAGUGUAAGUAGUGUGUUCACACUGAA